CGGCGCCUAUCAUAUCCGUUUUGAGUUUCAGGUGGGAGUGACUCACAGUCAUUCACAAAAAUAGAGAUAAAAUGCCCACCGAUAGGAAUAUGGAGAUAAUAAUACUAUAUUUUUUGAGAGUGUAAAGAAUAUACAUGAAAGAAAUGGCUGGGGGACCAAAGAAAAAGGCGGAUCUGAAAGUAAUCAUUAUGGGGGAUUACAGUGUCGGGAAAACAUCCUUUAUUGGACGAUACAUCGAUGGAGAAUUUAAGCAGCAUGAAGCUACAAUUGGAGCAGCUUUCUUUCUGAAGCAAUGGGGACCUUAUAAUAUAGCAAUCUGGGAUACAGCAGGAGAUGAGCGUUACACCGGUCUCUCCACAUUCUACUGUAGGAAUGCAGGGGCUGCCAUCCUGGCUUUUGACAUGUCCAUUGUCAGCACAUUUGAAUCUCUUUGGGCCCGAUUCAUCCCUCUACUGGAUGCUGCUAAUGAGGACUGUAUCAAGGUUGUAGUUGGAAUGAAGCUGGACGCGUUAGAGGAAGGUCAACGAGAAGUGACCGUACAGGAGGGAAAGAAAUUCGCCCGAGAAAUCAACGAAAAAAUCGAUCUUAGCAAACUUCCCAGUGAUCCAUAUUUUGAAACAUCCAGUAAAACAGGACACAAUGUUUCGGAAGUAUUUGAGUACAUUUUUCAGUACUGUCUUCCCUUGUCCAAAGCGCAGCGUGAUGCCCAAAACUCAAGCACAGUGUCUUUAAGUGACAGAAGGGGACCUUCUCAAAAUAAGUGCUGCCAUAGAUAGGGACCUUCUCAAAACAAGUGCUGCCAUGAAGGAGGAGGUUGUUGAUGUUUACCAGUUAUUUUAUUAUUCAUUAUAUUAAAAGUGAAUGAAACACAGCUGCAAUUAGAAUUCACCAAGAUAAGAAGCAUUUUUUCCCCUGGGUUAUCAUUCUAGAAGUCAUAAUAAACAUUGAUUCUCAUGUAUAACAAUGUAUUAUGUUUGCUGUUCUAAUUCAACUGCCAUAUCCCAUAUGACGUUAAUAAACCAAACCAGGCCAGAAUUAUCUCUAAGGUGUUGCAUUAUUUACAUUGAAGUUAUGUUUUUUUUUAUUUAUUCCAUUCUAAAUGUAAAACGUUAAUUAUAUUUUUGUAUGUUAUAUAUCCGAGUUUCUUUGUGAAAAUGAAAUUUAUGCAAAUCAGAAUGACUGGUGAUGUGUAUUUACAUUAAUAUGU
Messenger RNA from Saccostrea cuccullata (small rock oyster), 1207 nucleotides. RefSeq names its product ras-related protein Rab-20-like. Bases 135 to 776 code for a protein of 213 amino acids. Lineage: Eukaryota; Metazoa; Mollusca; Bivalvia; Ostreida; Ostreidae. The transcript has 5 exons. Gene Ontology annotation, molecular function: GTP binding; GTPase activity. Gene Ontology annotation, biological process: intracellular protein transport. Gene Ontology annotation, cellular component: endomembrane system. The record is from RefSeq and is a predicted model, not a curated record.